Molecule: messenger RNA, 1587 nt
Organism: Neurospora tetrasperma FGSC 2508
Lineage: Eukaryota; Fungi; Ascomycota; Sordariomycetes; Sordariales; Sordariaceae
Exons: 4
Coding region: 1-1587 (528 amino acids)
Molecular function (GO): O-methyltransferase activity
Source: RefSeq, a predicted model, not a curated record
AUGGGAAAAUUCAAGAUUAGCUCUUGGCUGAACCGCAGCCCAUCACCCAUGUCCGACGAGGACGGAAAGAAGCAAAACCGCUCGUCAUUUUCGGGCCUUUCUUCAUCACUGACCUCCAAGCCCAAGGAGCCUCAGUCUAACACCACUGGAAUCCAUACCCCUCCUUCCGAUGAGCCGGAGCGACAGCCGUCAACCUCGCGGAUGAUUGCGUUGGCGCAAAAGAUUGCAAAGGAAACAGAAAAGUUGGAGACGUACAUGAAGGAUAACAACCUCCCGAUGCCAAGUUUUGACGUUGAUGCGCCCGCCGAUUUCCCGAAACUGCCCGCCGAGAUUUCGAGAAGCAGGCAGGAAAUCAUUUUCGCUACGAGAGAACUGGGCUUGCUUGCACAUGGACCUCGCGAGUCGCUGAGAUGGGGUGUUUGGGAGUUUUCAGCCAAACUGUUCCCCCCAGCCGAGACCAUCACCCUCUCGGAGCUUCAAUCCAAGACAUCAUUGGACCCUAUCAACCUGGCCCGCAUCCUCCGCCUCGCCAUGACUAAGGGCAUCUUCCGUGAGCCCGUCCCGGGCAUCAUUGCCCACACGGCCGCCUCCCGCGUGCUUGCUGAGGACAGCGACCUGCAUGCCUGGGUUGCCUUCAACGGAGAGGACAUCUUCCCGGCCGCAGCCCACGUGCUUGAGGCGCUCAAGACCCACCCAGAAGCCACCUCACUCACCCGCGCCGGCUUCCAAUUCGCCUUUGGUACGGUCGAUAAGGAGCCCAUGUUCGUUACCUUUGGCAAGGACCCGGCGCGCGCGCGGCGUAUGGGCAAGGCCAUGGUCAGCCUUACUGGUGGCGAAGGCUACGAGAUCUCGUAUCUGCUCGAUGUCGAGGGUGGUGGCUACGACUUUAGCGAGAUCGACGCUAAGGGGGGCACGUUUGUGGACGUGGGUGGCUCGCAUGGUUUUGUGGACGUGGACUUGGCCAAGAAAUAUAGGAACAUGAAGUUUGUGGUACAGGAUACGGCCAAGACGGUCGAGAGCGCGCCCAAACCGAUUUGUGAGGACGAGCAGGUUGCUGGCAGGAUUGAACUGAUGCCUCAUGAUUUCUUCCAAGAGCAGCCUACCAAGGAUGCUGAUGUCUACUUCUUCCGCUGGAUCAUGCACAACUACUCUACCCCCUAUGCCGUCAAACUCCUGAAGAACUUGAUCCCCGCCCUCAAGCCCGGCGCCCGCGUCAUCAUUAACGACCAUUGCCUUCUCGAGCCCGGUCAGGAAAAUCCCUGGGACGAGACCGUCAUGCGUCGUAUGGACUUGGUCAUGCUAGCGUUGCUCAACGCGCAGGAGCGCACCGAGGCCGAGUUCAGGGACCUGUUCAAGGCUGCUAGUGAUGGGUUUGUUUUCAAGGGCGUCACAAGACCUAAGGGAUGCCGAAUGAGUAUCAUCGAGGCUGUUUGGCGACCUGACCUGGUUGACUACGGUGCUUCUGCUACUCCUGCUGAUGCUGAUGCUGCCGCUGGUGCUACUGGUGCUACCACCGCCGCCGACGUCGAAGCUUCUACAACAAAUGCCCUUGAGGAAUUGGAGCUGGAGGAUCAGGAGGCUAAGUGA